AUGACCACCUCGAGAAAUAUGACCCCGGCUCAGAUCUUCCCCGGAAGGGGGAUUGGGUUUCUAACUUUGGGAGCCUCUCUACAUCAUACCAUAACUCGCCUCAAAGCGCAUCCCCAUACUUACCCCUCCAUCGACUUGUCCUACUCUUCGACCAAUCCUAUCCACUCCCCGAUCCUUCUGAGCCUGCCAGAAAAUGGCCUGCGACUGCGAUUUGAUGGUCCGGACCAAAGACUUCGUCUGAUAGAAGUGCUAGAUUUCACUAAGAUUCCUCUCACGUAUAAAUCCCAUGAGGUCCUCAAAGCCGCUAAGCCUACGGAGCAACCACCACAGCUAGGGCCAAGUUUUCGUCAUAUUUACAACCGCAUGUUUGGGCCAUCCUACCCAGGAGAAUUCAUUCCCGGUUCCUCAGGUUCAAAGUACGGCACCUAUGUUCUUUCCUAUCCCGGUAUCGCUUUUUCAUUUCCCUUGCUUCAGUCUGCGUGGUCCGAGCAAUGCGAUUUUGUAUCUUUAAUGUCGUCGGCGGCGGCAUCUUCUGCUACUUCCAUGGCUGUUUUCCAGGGAUCAUCGUGGGCGGAUGGCCGUUCUAAUAUGUUAACGCGACAACCCCAAUAUCCAAGAUCAACUGCUCUUGCGGGGAAAAAUCGAGAAUCUGUCGCUGAUGAAAUAGAGGAGGUUAAAAUCCAUGGCGCAGGAAGGAUUGAGUUUUUCCGCAGAUCGGGGCCAUCGAUCUGGAUUUCCCUCUCUGAGACCACACCACAAGACCUCGUCGCGGAAUUUGGUCCUCCAGAUGCUAUUUACCGGAAAAACGAUAGGCGUAUCUCAAUUCAUGGGACCCAGACACUUGGUAACACGAACCUUAGACGAACAAGCCCUUCGCCUGGCCGCACAGCUGACCCCACAGACAUGGAUCCUUUGUCUGAAACUAGCGUGACGGAUGAUUCAGACGGCGAGAAUUCUCCCACUUUCCAGCACAAUCGGGCUACGCUGGCAACUGAGUGUUUCUAUAACUAUUUUGAUCACGGGUUCGAUGCCUUUAUCUCCCAUCCAACGGUUUCUGGGCCACCGUUUCCAGGUUCAUCACAUCCGGAGACGUCCACAAUCUCACCACCCCCGCAGUUAGCCGUAACAAAGAUCCUUCUGCAUGGGAACGUGCCAGGAUCAUACCCCUUCAACCGCCAUAGGCGCAGCCGCUGGGUCCUGAAUAUUGAUUCUGCCCGGGAACCUCUGACGUCGGAAACCCAAUAUGGCCAGCUAUCAGACGAGUUGAAACGAAUCUGGAAGGGUUCCUACUCGAGCGCAUCUGAGGAAAUGGCCCUUCAAAGAGGAAUGGUCCUCAACCGUGGCUGGGGCGAUAGUCCUGGAAGCAGUGUCGAGCUUCUUGGUGGCUGGGAAGAUAGCUCUGCCAGCAAAGCUUGGACUGGUUCAGUAAAUGACGGCGGUCAAACACUGGGGAAUACUGAGCUGUUUGGAUUUCCAGCCUUCGACGCCCAGGCCGAGAUAUGCUGCAAUAACAGGAACAUGCCAGAGUUGCCACAAUCCCUUGCUCGAUCCUGGUCGUCGACGCUCAAACUUCCCAAGUCAACUUUUCCCCCUCGUGUUUCGUUGACCGACCAGGUCAAGUACUUAGAACGAUGCACACAUGACCUCUAUAGCUGGCAGCAGCGCCACCGUCCGAAUGAAAAUCGAUUCGUCCUUCAUGAUGGCCCUCCAUAUGCCAAUGGCGACCUACAUGUCGGUCAUGCUUUGAAUAAAAUCCUAAAGGACAUCAUUUGUCGUGUGCAGUUGGCGGCUGGGAAGCGAGUUGAUUAUGUGCCAGGCUGGGAUUGCCACGGACUACCAAUUGAGUUGAAGGCAUUGCAGACACAAAAGGGACUGGGGAGACUUGAAGCAGGUAGGAAUGGAAACGGAGGUGCUGCAGCGAUUCGUAGAGCGGCCAGGCAGCUGGCUGAAAAGACGGCUCUGGAACAGAUGAAGGGUUUUCAUAAGUGGGCAGUCAUGGCGGAUUGGAAGAAUGCGUGGAAAACGAUGGAUAAGAGUUUCGAGAAAAGGCAGCUGGAUGUAUUUCUUAAAAUGGUGGAGAAAGGCUUGAUACAUCGGCGAUUCAAGCCUGUGUAUUGGUCUCCUUCAUCGCGCACAGCACUAGCAGAGGCUGAGUUGGAGUAUAAAGAGGAUCACAAAUCUACAGCCGGACUAGUAAAAUUUCCUCUUGUGUCCAUGCCGUCUAAACUACGCGAUAUGCUACCAUCAAAUACCACCGAGAUCUCGGCUGUCAUCUGGACGACUACACCGUGGACAUUGCCUGCCAAUGCGGCCAUCGCUGUGAGCCGUACCUUGGAAUACUCUAUUGUGAAAUCGGAAAAGCAUGGAUAUCUCGUUGUUGGCUCAUCUCGGCGCGAAUAUAUUCAAACGUUGUUACAAGGAGAGGAAGUAACAGUAAUAGGCUCGCCAAUUCUAGGUUGUGAGUUAGUUUCCGAAUCCACAUAUCUCCCGCUUUUCAAGGACGGGUCCGUUCCCCAGCCCGUCAUCGCUGCAGAUUUUGUGACAGCGGAUAGCGGUUCUGGUCUUGUUCAUUGCGCUCCUGGUCAUGGAAUGGAGGAUUAUGAAGUUUGCCAAGCUCAUGGGAUCGCAUCUCAUACUCCGGUUGAUGAUGCAGGUUUGUUCACGGAUGCGGCAAUGCCUUUGAACCCUUCAAUGCUUAGUGGGAAGUCUGUACUUGGCGAUGGAAAUCGAGAGGUUUUGCGAUAUGUGGAGAGCAAGGGCCAGCUACUUGCUAAACACACGUAUGAGCAUAAAUACCCGUAUGACUGGCGGUCAAAGCUCCCUGUGAUAGCAUUGGAAGAUGUGCAAUUUAUUCCUUCAAUGGGAAAGUCACGACUAGAGAGCUUCAUUAAAAGUCGCAGCGAGUGGUGUAUAUCACGGCAGCGAGCUUGGGGAGUGCCGAUUCCUGCUCUCUACAAUCGAGAAACCGGGGAGGAAAUUCUGACGAAGGAAUCGGUGUCUCAUAUCUUGAAGGUUAUCGACGAACGUGGAAUCGACGCCUGGUGGACAGAUGAUGAAAACGACCCUACUUGGAUUGCUGCUUCUAUUAGGGAAACAUCUUCUGGCGCUGCCUAUAAACGAGGUACAGACACUAUGGACGUGUGGUUUGAUAGUGGAUCCAGCUGGACGCAAGUGAAAACUCCCGCUUCGGUCGAAGGCUAUGCGGCUGAUGUGUACCUCGAAGGAACAGACCAGCAUAGAGGGUGGUUUCAAUCAAGCCUCUUGACAUAUAUUGCUUACAAUCUAGGCUUGGGGGGAAAAACUGGCAUUUCUCGAGCGCCAUUUAAAACCCUCAUCACCCAUGGAUUUACUCUUGACAAAGAUUCUCGGAAGAUGAGUAAGUCGAUUGGGAACGUGAUUAGCCCAGAUCAAAUCUUGGAUGGGACGCUUCUACCUCCAUUGAAGUUGAAAAGGAUGAAGGGAGAGGAAAAGAAGCCGACUGCGCCUGUAUUUGACGCCCUGGGAACCGAUGCGCUAAGGUUAUGGGUCGCUAGCAGCGAUUACACCAAGGACAUAGUUAUCAGUCAGCCUGUUCUUAAGACCGUCCACACCAACCUUCACAAGUACCGGGUAACAUUCAAACUCCUUCUCGGAUCUCUUCAAGAUUUCGACCCCAGCUGCACAGUCCCACACGAGUCGUUACGCAUUAUUGACAAAAUCGCACUGCUCCAGCUUCGAAAACUCAUCAAUAUCUGCCAGGACGCAUAUUCAAGCUUUGAGUUCUACCGCGCAAUCACAGCUAUCAAUAAAUGGGCUAAUUUAGACUUUUCGGCUUUCUACAUCGAAUCUCUCAAAGAUCGCCUGUACGCUGAUUGUCCCAAUAGUCUUAGCAGAAGAGCCGCGCAGACAACCCUCUGCCACAUAUAUUAUCAUUUCCAAAACCUCCUGGCGCCUUUGUUACCCAAUCUCGUCGAAGAAUCGUGGGAACACACACCGGAAUUGAUUAAAACCAAAUUUGAUCCCCCGUUACACCGCAUCAUGACCAAACCUCCACCUGAGUGGCAAAAUGACGAACUGGAAGAAAUAUUCCCGCUACUUAUGGCUAUUAACACAGCAGUUAAAACCAUGCAAGAAAACGCCCGCAAUAGAAAGGAGAUGGGUUCAUCAUUACAGACAUUCGUGCACAUCUCCGUCUCCUGUAGCGCCGCAGGGGCGUCAAUCUUCGAAAAAUUCGGCUAUGAAUUACAAGACCUCUUCGUCGUUUCUUCCGUUACUGUCGGGUACAAUAAUGCAGCACUUCCACCUGAAAUCGAAGCUGCUGAGUGGAAAUACAGCUCAGAUUUCGAGUUCCCCGGCGGGAGUGCGCGCGGACAUGUUUGGAUAUAUACCCCACAAGCGAUCAAGUGUGGUCGAUGCUGGCGAUAUGCGGUGCCGUUGGAGCCUAAGCAGGACGAUCCGUUGUGCCAGCGGUGCAUAGAUGUUGUGGGAGAGCUACCUAGGGUGAACCACGAGCUUACGGGUGCAGCUUCAACCAGUAACUGA
Histoplasma mississippiense is the source of this 4521-nucleotide messenger RNA. RefSeq lists its product as hypothetical. The record is from RefSeq and is a predicted model, not a curated record. Gene Ontology annotation, molecular function: isoleucine-tRNA ligase activity; tRNA binding; ATP binding. Gene Ontology annotation, biological process: isoleucyl-tRNA aminoacylation. The transcript is spliced from 4 exons. Lineage: Eukaryota; Fungi; Ascomycota; Eurotiomycetes; Onygenales; Ajellomycetaceae. Bases 1 to 4521 code for a protein of 1506 amino acids. Gene Ontology annotation, cellular component: cytosol.